This is a messenger RNA of Vitrella brassicaformis, 3095 nucleotides long. Lineage: Eukaryota; Vitrellaceae. The record is from the annotation of a GenBank genome assembly.
GAAAAAUCCGGUGAGACCUCUCCCGGUUCUCCUCACCGCAGCGGUGAGGUGAGCUACACUCUCUCCGUACCUGUGCUACGGCUAAUGACCUACAUCUGUUGCUGCUGAUGGAGCCUGUGGAUUUCGAGUACCCAACAGCGGGCGGAGUCGGCCGUGAGCUGCUCCGUCAGCUGGCGAGCAGCGGUGGGCAGGGCUCUGACGACGGCCACUCGUCCGACGACGGCCAUUCCUCGUCUGAUGACAGCCAUGGGGUUCACCAUGGGGCCGCUCAAGACGUGCCGUACAGCACACUUGGGGGCUACUUUCUCUUCAUCGCCAUGGUGCAGGUGGUGUCGGUGUUUUAUCUGUAUUACAAGUCGGCCUGCUUCAUCGGACACACCAAGAUAAACGACCUGAGGUUCGACAAGCGGUUCGACUUGAAGAAGCCGGGGGCCAAGUCGUUGCCGCCCACCAGAUACGUGUGCGUGAUUGUGUCCUUCAUCGCGGCAAUCGAAUACACGAUCAAGGCCGGCCAGGCCUACGACAAGGCCAAUGGCGUCGUAAGGAUAGACAGACGCACAGACAUGCAGAAAGGACAGAAUUUCUCUUUGUGUGUGUGUGUGUCAGUUCAUCUACUAUGACUUCACUCACAAUAUGUACUGGGGCUAUGUGGUGCGGACACACACACAGACAGACAGACGGGGGAUGAAGAAGAAAGUGGUGUCUCUUGGCGUGUCAGGUGGGAUGCCCUCUGAUCAUGGUAGGUAGGGUGACUGACCCACCUACGGACCAAUUCACGAAGGAGCAAACACACACAAAGUGCACAGCCGGCCGCCCACUCUCCUUCCUACCUGCCUGUCCGUCUUUCCAUCCAGUAUGACUUCACCGAGACACUAAAUAUGGAUGGCUUGAUCUUUUUCGCUUCUGGAACAUUCGGUGGACUCACAAUGUGAGCGUCCGAAGGGGAGAAAGAGGAUAGACACGAGGGUCGAAUUGAGUCGAGACUUUUGUCUGUCUGUCUGCUACAGGGCCAAUCUGUCGGAGUUCAUUUGGGGCACCGGGCACUGGGUGUGCUUCUUCUGGGGCGUCUGCAUGGUUGGUCUCUCAGUCUAUCUGUCACGGACUCGCCUACCUCCCGACUACCUAUGUGUUGUAUCCAGAUCGGCACCAUCUUCUAUCUGCUGAUGCAGAGGUGGGCCCAGCCAUGCACCAGUAUGUCAAUUUACUCAGCCGUGCCGGCUGGUGCUGGGGGGUGUCACAGAGUGUCACAGGUGGUGGGAGUGUGCAGCAAGUACGAGGUCAGCCGGUCAGCGGCGUGGAAUCUUCAGUUGGCGGCAUUCACCAUUUUUGCCUCGUGGCCAAUCUUCCCACUCUGCUGGUUCAUCCGCGAUGUAACUAAGAGCACUAUGCUCACGUUCCUGGGGCUCUUGUGUAUGGGUGUGUUGCUCUCUGUAUGCAGGAUCUAGACCCCAGUCACGGCUGGGUGGAUUUGUCUGUCAUUGAAGUCAUUUCCGGCGGUGAGUGUCUGUCUGCUCUGUCUGUCUGCACAGCCGGACAGACGUAUGUGUGUCUGUGUUGCUGCGUGCGCUGUGUCCAUAUGCAGUUAUGGAUAUCGUGUCGAAGCCCGUGUUCGCCCUCUUCCUUUGCUGGUACCGCGCUGAGCAGGGUGAGCGACAGAGGAGGAUGCCACCAAGCGGCCUUCUCUGCGUGUGUAUGUGUGUGGGUGUCUGUUUGCAGAGGAGCUUCACAAGAAGGAGGUGUUUCAGAUGUUGGAUUGGAUAGCGGGCGAUGAGGAGUUGGUCCUGGGCGACGAGAAGGUGGUGCCCGAUGAAGUCAUCAUGGAGACAGUCCCUUCAAUCAUUGUAGUACGUGCACUACCGACGAGAAGUCUUCAAGUCAUGUCCCUUACACACUAUGUCUCUCUCGCCUUCCUUCCUGCCCGUGCAGCAUUAUUCCCACCAUCCCCAUGGCCCCAUGCACGUCGAGAAGGCCAAGAAAUGUCAGCCAUCCAGCUGCUUGUGUGUCCUUGCUCUCAUUAUGGCACGUACCUUGUUGUGUGUCGCAGCCAUCCGUACCAAGACAAUGAAGUCCAAAGAACUCGACCAAGUGCUGGCCUCCUUCGGCAAGCACGCCCGGCCAGGUUUUGGCGUCUUCGACGACUUCACCAAGGCCGGCGGCCCCCUCAACCCAUACGCCUCCCCAUAUCCACAAUACUUCCCCCCACCACAUGGAGCGAACAUGCCUCCCAACGCCUUUUCAUCGAUGCAGCACGGGAGCCCCUAUUAUGGAGGCCCGGGACAGGGCCCACCCCCUCCCGUCACGCCGCCAACGAAUCCCCAGCAGCAGCAGCAUCAACAGCAGCAGCAAGUCGGUGGGGGCCGUGGUGGAGGGUCACCUCACCAGUCUUCAGGUCUGGACAACGAAGUGGAUGCGCUGCGCGCGGAGAUCGAGAGGCUGCAGGCCAAGGCAGCCGAGAAGUCGGGGCAGCGCAUGAGUGGCCACGGGGGCGACAACAACCCACCUGUCACCCCACCACCGUGAGACAACCAUACAGAGGCCACCCAGGACCCACAGAAGAGGGAACUGAUUCCAUGAUGUGUCUCGCUUGGUCUGUGUGUGUCUGCAGUGACGUGUCUUAUAGUCAUGGUAGCUACAGCGGGCCUUCCUCGGCACUGCCCGUCCAUUACGGGGCGGGCUACCCAUGGGGCGGCUACUAUCCCAAUCCGUACUCCAUGACACAGCAUCAGCUUCUGAUGUUACGUAUGUCGACAAAUGUGCCAUCGAUGUGCUGCGCCUGUCACUUGCUUAUGGACCGUCCAAAUGGGCGAGUAGUAUCCUGCCUGCACACAUGCAGGCAGACAUACCUGUUCUGCCUGUUUAGGCAUCAGUAGAUGCCAUAUGCCAUAUUGGCACAUUUAUUCGUUUCUCCUCCCUCGUAUGCACUGCACUUUGUAACAGAGAAGAGAGUGUCGUCUAUCACGAAUGUGUGUGCGAGGCCAGUUUGGCUCGCUCUGCUCGUGAUUACGGGUAGCGAGGGUGCUAGCUUCAUAUGUUGCGUAUCGAUUUGCUAGAAGUGCUUGUGGGGCUGUGCUUAUCUAUCGCGUAGAGUGUAGCGG